Molecule: messenger RNA, 2803 nt
Organism: Hibiscus syriacus
Lineage: Eukaryota; Viridiplantae; Streptophyta; Magnoliopsida; Malvales; Malvaceae
Exons: 11
Coding region: 1-2655 (884 amino acids)
Biological process (GO): rRNA processing
Cellular component (GO): nucleolus; small-subunit processome
Source: RefSeq, a predicted model, not a curated record
AUGGCGGGUCAAAAGCGGAAAGAGAGGGCUGGUGGUGGUGAAUUCAGAAACAACAAGUUCAAAAAGGACUCUAAGAUGAAUAAGAGUUCAAAGAAUAAUAAGAAUAAAAACAAUACGAUAAGUAAAGGGAAAGGUCCUCGCUUGCCUUCUUCACUACGAACGGAACUUGAUCGCCUGAACCCUAGAAUAUCUUCGGACAGUGAUGAUGGCAUUGAUUCCGAUAUUGGAAACGAUGUUUAUGAGUACGACGAAGAAGUGCCAGAAGAAGAAUCCCGGAAGAACCGCCGUUUUGAUCCUGUUGAGAAUUAUGAAUACGAGCUCCCUAAGGAUUUUAAGGAUGAAAAUGUGUCAUCAGAUGACGACGAUGAUGAUGGUGGCUUUGGUGUUGAUGGAAAUGAGGGUAGUCAAAAUGAAGACGAUGAAAGGCACUUGAGGAUGUUGCAAGGGAUCACUGGAAUGUCAACUGAUGCCUUUGGAGACAAGAAGAAGAGGAAUAGCAUAGUUAUAUCUGAGGCACACCCCGAGUCGGAAUACAACCCUACACGUGAUGUUCUUCAGGGUGAUGGGCACAUUACAGUUCAAGAUCUUUUGGAUCCUAUACAAGGAAAACCGGGAUAUAGCAAACUUAGAAAAAGAAUGCAACAUGUGGAUAGAAGAUCUGCAUCUGUUCAAGCUCCUCUUCCAAAGGCAGAUAGAGAGAAAUUGGAGAGGAUGGCAGUGUACGAACAUUCGAAGAAAGAUAUUACUAAGUGGGAACAUCUGGUCAAAAGGAAUAGAGAAGCUCCUACUGUUUUCUUUGGUGAAGAUGUAGACUUGGGAUUUUCAACUGUAGGGGCAAUAGCUUCUGAAUUUGAGCCUAGGACCGAGUUUGAGAAGAAAAUUGCUUCUUUGGUUUAUGAUGACAAAGUUAUGGAAGCUCAUAAAGCAGAUGGUUCUAAACUUCUGGAAUUAAAUAAGAUAUCCGAAGAAGAUUACAUUAAGCAUCGGGAUCAUGUAGCCAAAAUGCGCAGUCUUCUUUUCCGUCAUGAAAUGAAGCAGAAACGCAUCAAAAAGAUCAAGUCCAAAACCUUUCAUCGUUUAAAGAAUAAGGAUAAGCUAAAAGCGGUAUCUGUAGAAAUGCUGAUGGAUCCAGAGACAGCCAAAGAACAGGCUAGGAAGCAAGAGUUCAAACGAGCUGAGGAGCGAAUGACUUUGAAGCACAAAAAUAAGUCGAAGUGGGCAAGACGUAUUUUAGAGCGUGGUUUGAAUGCCCAGGAUGAAGGUACUCGAGCAGCUAUGGCUGAACAGCUUCACCAUCAUGCUCUUUUGACGAGAAAAAUUAACACUGUUAAUGACAGUAGUAGUAGCAGUGAUAACAGUAGUGACGAGGAUGACGAGGGUUCAAACGAGGAUAGGGCAUCUGAGUUGCUAGAAAAAGCAAAAGAGAAAACACUGAAAGUAUUGGAAGACGAUGAAGAAUUGCCCAAUUCUGGAGUUCUUUCUUUACCUUUCAUGGUUCGUGGAAUGAAGAAAAGAAAGGAAGAAGCCAUGGAAGAAGCUAAGCUUGCGCUUCAGGAGUAUGAGCAAUUGGAGGGUACAAAUGGUGCAGUAAAUUCUAAACCUCCCAUUGCAACUGGUAGAAGGGUUUUUGGUAGGGCUGAUACUGAAGUUCCAGAUUCUAACAAGAAGACCAAAACUGAUAAGAUGAAAGUGGAUAAUUAUUACGGUAACAGUGAUAGCGAAGAUGAUUUCGAAGCCAAAGAGAAUAUUAACAUUGAGGGUAGUAGAAGAAAUGAUGUUGAGAAGGAUGUUGCCCCUAAUUUUGAUAGGAAAGAAGCAACUGAUGUCUCUGUGUUCAAGAAUUUUGAUGAAGUUGUUGGAGACCCCGGUUCAAAAACAACAUAUGAUGUUGCUAUUUUUGCUUCUGAUUCAUGGAGAAAGAUGAAAAGUGGGAAUGAAGUUGAUACAAAUGUCAGAAAGUUGCCAGAAGUCAAGGAACCUAUUGCGCUUAAUCAAGACGUGGAGGAGGGAGAAGAGGGAAGUGAUUCAGAGAGCGAACAACAAAUGGUUGAUGGUAUUUUGACCUCAGGCCCCAAGGAAUCAUAUGAACUCCCUUCUCAAUCAGAGCUCAUUCAACUUGCUUUUGCUGGGGAUGAUGUGCAAGAAGAAUUUGAAAAGGAUAAACGGGAGAUCUUGAAUGAGGAGAACCCUGAACCAGAUAAACCUGUUUUGCUCCCGGGUUGGGGCCAAUGGACUGAUGUACAGAGAAAAAAAGGUUUGCCUUCAUGGAUGCUUAAAGAACAUGAAGAUGCUAAGAGGAAGAGGGAAGAAAUUCUUAAGAGAAGGAAGGAUGCACGUCUUAAGCAUGUCAUUAUCUCCGAAAAGGUGGAUAAAAAGGCUGAGAAAUUGCAAACAAAAACUUUGCCCUACCCUUUCACAUCGAAGGAACUGUUUGAACAAAGUAUGCGCAUGCCGAUUGGAUCUGAAUCAAACCCAGAGACUGCAAUCAGAAGUCUUAAUCGGCCAGAAGUGGUGAAGAAACCAGGGGUAAUUAUAAAACCGAUCAAGUUUGAGGAGGCGCAUCCUCAUGAAAAGUCCGAGGAUAACAAACGGAGAGGGCAAAAACCGAAGAAAAAUAGAAGCAAAGGUGCUACUAGCAAGAACAAGAAACAAUGAAAGACGAGCAAGUAAACUCGUAAAUUUCCUUUUUAAGUGUUUUCCCCCAGUAUUUGUAGUAAAUUCAUUUGGUCCAAAAACAUCGAGUUUUUAAGGAUAAAAGAAUGGAGAGCCAUGUUAUUUUGAAUCAAUUAAGCCUUUUUUUCUC